CACACACACACACACACACAAGUACGCUACACAAGCUGCAAAGGUUGAGAAUUUGUGAUACAUUGCUUCUUUCAAAUUUCGCAUGGUUCUAAUUGUGCACCGCUUCGAUCAGUUAUGUGCUAUUGCUAUUGUUUUUGUUGUCAUUGACGUGCUGGCGGUGCAUCUAAACAUCCUAUUUAUUGCUCUCCGGCUGUGACAGCUGCUUUGCUAAGCGUGCUGCUUCUGUUAUUGUGUAGCUUGGCAUUGCAUCUCAGCUGCCGCUGUCGCUGCUACUAGCAAUAACAACAAUAGCAGCAACUGGUUAGAGUUGAAGGUGGCAGCUGUUGCAUUCACCGGAGUUUUGUGCUGCAGAAAACAGUCUGCCUGCAGUCGUUGCGCUUGCAACAGCGUUGUGAACGGAAAAUGUGUCGAAUAAUUGUCGAAGAAGUGUAUUGAAAAUAUGUGUCUAAUAUUUGCGUGUAUCUAAAAUUUAUUUAUGCCAAAGCACAACAACAAGACUAACAACAUUAACCAGCGCAGCAGCAGUAAGACAACACGCCAACAACACAACAACAACAAAGUGUUGCCAACAGCCGACUAAUUAACAUGCAACGAGUGUGAGCAACGUGCGCGAAUACUAAAAAAAAACAAUAAAACAAAAGCAAAGAAAAGGAGAGAACGCAAUACAACAACACAAACAAAAAACGGCAAGUGUACAUUGCAGAUCGUUAACAACCGCUUGCGAAAAAGUUGCAGUGAGUCAAUUCGAGAGAAAUAAAAACAAGAAAAGACUUGGCAACAACAACAACAACAUUGGCAACAACAACAACAACAUUGCCAACAACAUAGGGAAGACAGCAUUUUUUGUUGCGAAGCAACGUUUGACGGCGGGCAACAGCAUGUGCCGCGAUAAAACGUGAAUGCACAAUGAAAUGAGCUGUGAGCAAGCAACGUGCAACGUGCGGCAAGCGAUAAAGGAUUGACAAACAAAGUAUCUGCUACAAAAUCGGCGGCGGCAACAAGGAAACAACAAUUUAUACAACAAAAUUCAUUAGCGGCCUGCGCAGAGUGACAACAUUCACACCAGCACUUGCAACAAGACAACGAACAAAAAGGAACGCAAGCAACAACAUAUAGCAAAAAAAAAACUUUUAUUGGAUAUCGCCACUGUGACUGCACCCUUUUAAAGUUUCCAGCCGAAUUGACAGCCGCUGAUAGUCGCCGUUUAGCCGACAGGCAUACAUAAGCACCGUCGCCAACAACAACAGUAUACCACAAUUGAAAACGCAAUCCUCAGCACAACGCCGUUAUCCCAGCGUUUUUGGACUCCCGACUGUGGCAAUCGCGAAAUUUGCGCUGUUGGCACAAAAUAUAUACAGUUAUUUAUAUUUAUUGUGUAUUGUAGUUUAUGCGCGUGUUGUUGUUGUUUUAACUUGCGGCAGUGUUUGCCUGCAUCGGUCGUCGUUUGGCGGUUGUCGGCGCGGCUAGGUCGCCAUCCAUCCAUCGCUCCGUUGGUGCUAAUUAAGCUGCAGCGAAUUUUUGUUUAUGUCGCUGGUGAUAUUUCUUGCAGAUGAUGCUGAUUGCUGGCAAUUAAAGCGGCGGAAAAUUGAAAUAACAAGCUAAUUGAAAAUGAAGUAAAAAAUUACAAAAAAAAAAAUAAGUCAAGUUAACCAACAAAGUGGCUGGGAGAAUAUUGAUAUUCCUAUUUUCUGUGUAAAGUGUGUAGUAUAUUUAUAUAAGCAACAGUGGUGGCGAAAGUGUUAUAAAUGAUAGCUGAAAUACAACAAAAACAAACAAAAAACGAGCGAAGAUAAUUACAACAAUUAAAAAAAAGGAGAAAUAAGAACAUUAAUUAAGUAAUUGUUGUCACCGCCGCUUCAGUUGAAAUAAUAAAUAGUAUUGUAUGUCAGGCGGCACAAAAGAGCAGCUGGAAUCGCUGAUAACAAUUGAACAAAAGCAAGAACGAAUUUCACAUCCACAGCAGCAAAUAUUGCAGCAAUAUCGUCUCCAUUGAAUUGCACCUUUUGCUGCAACAAUAGCAAAUACAAACGACACCAAACAUGUCGGUGGUGAUGCGCAAUGCACCGCGUCUCUUUGGCGAAGAAAAUGGUCGUCUGCCACAAUUGUAUGCCGGCAAUACGGCUGUGGCGUCUGCCGCUGCCGUGGCGAAUGUGCGCAACUGCAAUUGCUGUCCGUACGGUUACCACAUCGAUUUGGAUUUUGUGCGCUACUGUGAAUCGCUGGCCAAUGCCAAGCCAUCAGAGGAGGAGUUGCAGCGGCGCAGUCGACGGCGCUCGCGCAAAUCUAUGGAAUUCAUGCUGGGUUUGGACGCAAUGUUCGAGCAAUGGGAUGCCGCUGCACGGGUGCAGGCAGUGCCAGAGGUGCCGUACGAAAGUGACUCACCCGAUUCACCACGCCCGCUGCCGCUACCCAUACCACCUACGCCCACGUCCGCCUCACACCCCACCUUUUGCACAUCUACGCCGCGUCCGCGCUCCUCCUCGGUGCCGCGCUACAACUACGAUAGCAGCAGCAGUGCGCCCCGCGCUGAAUCGCCCUACGGCACAGCUUCGUCAACAUGUUCAUCCGUGCGCGGUGCAGAGAGUGACGCGCCCUACAGCAUACUACGUCAGCGUUACAAAGAGCAUCAAUCACGACGUGAUGCGCCCGAAACGCGCGCCUUCCUGCGUGAAGCGCUCGACGAGGUGUGCAGCGACUUUGAGCGUACGCUGGAGCGCACAUCGUUGCGGCGCAAGAAGGCGGUAAGCUGUAACGAGCGUGAUGGCAGUUUUAGUGGUGGGGGUGGUAUUGGUGGCAAUGCUGGCACGUUGAAUGGUCAAUUAUACGGUUAUGGCGUGGCGAGCGAUCGCAACAACAAUCAUCAGCCGACAUAUGCAAUGAAGACGGAUUUGCCGCCGACAAAAUUGGGCACCGCAAGUUGGCUGCGUGAUAAUUUCACGCGAAAUGGCUACAACUGUAAUGGCAAGCGUUUGUGCUAUGCCUGGGAGCGGCCUGUCGAACAGUCUCUUGAUUCCUGUGUAUCUAGCAAUAAGUCGCCGCGCACGACGCGCUAUCUAGCCAAGGCCGCCGCCGCGUUACCCGUGCAUCAGAAGCUUUCACCUGCCGAGCAGCAAUAUGAGUCAUAUGUGCAGGCGACAGUAGCGGCAAAUGCUAAAUCACCGGUGGAACAGCUGGUGCCACCACCACCACCACCGCGUCGGCAUGUACCACAGCCACGUAAGCUGUUGAGUCCAAGCAAUGGUGAAUCGGAACCUACAGACGUAGAUGAGAUCGAUAGAAAGCCACAGCAGUCAGAUAAUGCGGCACCGGCAAGUGAAACUGUAGCUGUAGCGCCUGUUGUCUUACCUGCAACUUCGAAUGGCGCCGAUACAAGCGCUGCGGCUGACGCUCAAACAUUGUUUAGCAUACGCGAGCAGAUGGCACUGAGUUUAAAGAGAAUGAAAGAUUUGGAAGAGCAAGUCAAAUCUAUACCGGAACUUCAAAAUGAACUGACGCAGCUGCGUGAUGAGAAGCAGCGUUUGCAACAAUCUCUUCAGCGGAAAGAAGAUGAGCUGAUGCGUGCACGUGAACCGCCGCAAACCUCGUCCUCGCCGAGUCCGGUCACAAGUAUGAAAAAUGGUUCACCGGUACAGUUUACGCCACAACGCAUUAGCCCAGUUUCUUUGGAAAGCUUGGGAUCCCGAUUGCGCGCCAACUCAAGCAGUUCGGAGCGACAGUUGCGCACACCAUCUACACUUAAACGCGAUGUGGGUACUAUGUGCGGGCUGCAUACAAAACGUGAUGUUGCAGUCGGCAGCCCAGUGCACAUGGUGCGCAGCGUGGGUACGAGCCCUGCACAGCAGUUAAACAGCAUCACUGAAACACUUUACUCGCAAUGGGAAAUGGAAGAGCAUACGCAAGUAGCAAUCACGCGUUACGAAGAAGAACGCGCACUUCAGCAGCUUAAGAAGGUGACACAUAUCGGCACGCAAAUGCAAGCACCACACAGUGUUGAUAGGGGUGCGCAAACCACAGCAGAGCCGAAGGUACUUAAGAGCUCAGUGAGCGUUAUGGUGAGCCCAGCAACAAGGGAUGCUUAUGUUAAUUGUCGUCCUGAAAUGCGCUCCACAGCUUGUUCAGAGGACAAUAUUCUGGAUCCCUUGUGUGAGAAAUGUAAUAUCGUGAAACAUAGCAUUGCCUGCAGCACCGAAGACCCCGGCUUCAUUAAAGUAAAAUCAGUUUCAUUGAAACUACUCGAUUCACCUGAGUUUUUACGUAGCAAGACAUUCUCAUUAGGCGAACAUGAUCGACUCGGGCGUAUACGAAAGACCACAGGCACGCAAUACACGCCAGUCUCCGUAAAUAGCGCCGGCUGCCAAACCGCAACCACAUAUGUACACGCCGUCGGUGUACAAUGCAUGCCCGAACAGCGUCAUGCUAGCGUACAAAGUGAGGUGGCGCGCGACACGCGUUGUACAGACACACGUGAUUUAAUACGGCUUUGUACAACACAAACUAGUACCGAAGAGUACAUACCGCCACCAAUUGUCAUUGAAGAGCCACCUACAAAAGAAGAAAUACCCGCGCCACCUAAACUAAUAACGCGAUCAACUGCCAGCAAUACGGACAAACCACGUACCGUAGAUUACGGCAUAAAUACAUUACCCCCUGCGCCCAUACGUCAUACCGCAGCCAACACAGAUUCAGUGCGAAAACGGGACAUUGGUUGCGGCGACGUUGUCAAGCCACAUAUUUCCAUUGCUUGCGCGGAUAAUUACUGUGAUUCCUGCAAGGAUGCAAUUAAAAAUUUGGCCAAAGACUUCUCGAAAGUGUUGUCGCCUCAAUCACCACCAUCUCCACGGCUGCGUCCACCAGCACCUAUACGAAGCGCAUCCAUGGAUUCGCGCAUACCGCUGCGUAAAAACGUACCACCUAGCCCCAGUCCAGUACGACGCACUUUUCAACGGCAGAACACAUAUACAAUAACAACAACGCCGGAAAAACAGACAACAAAGCCAACACAGAGUUCGUUAACCGAGAAACCGCCAUCAGUUUCCCACUUUCUACCAGCGGAGUCAGCCAGUGAAACGCAGAGUUUCAUAACCGAGCCUAAAUCUACUGCGCCUAACGUUGGUGCCAAGGUUACGCCUACUACAGCAAAUGCAUCCCUAACUGCCCCUUCCUCAGCUGCAAAUUCGCGUCGAGCAUCCGAUGCCAGUCAAAAGAACGCUGAACCGCUUGACGAUAGUAAAGUGGAUGAGACUACACCACUACAACCGAGUCUCGAUGGAAUAAUUGUGCGUGAGCAGAAACGUGUGAGUGUCAGCUGGUCGCGCGAUGCAUCACCAGCGCCGCUUAAAGAUGGCGCUUCGCCAUAUCGUUCCUUGGAGAGUUCUUUCAACGAAAAGCUCAGGGAGUCCACAUUGGAAACAGCAGCGGGAGUGUUGGCUGAGGAGAGCGAAGCAAAGGAGGAAACUGGAAUAGAAGUUGAUAUGUCAAAGGGCGCACGCCGCAAGACAACAACACAGAAAUCUAGUCAUAUCUCAAGAAAGCAAGUGGGUACUGCGGAGAAGACAGUAACAACGAAAAAUGAGUCGCAGACAGAUAAGACCGAAGUGCAGGAACGUCCACCAUCGAAAGAGUUGCUGCAAAAAUUGGCAAUGGUUGAGGCGGAGCCACGACAAAAAUUCGUUCCGCCUGCCGAAAUGCUGAAUGCUUUGAAGACCAUCAAUAACUCGCUGUUGAAGAAAAUCGAUGCCAAGUCUCUGUCGGCGGUUAGCUUAAAAUCAUCCAAAUUGGUGAUACAACAAGAAUGGUUUCGUAUCUCUAGCACCGAGAAAGCAAAUCCACAUGAAGUGGAGGACUAUUUAGACUGUUUUGAGGAAAUGUCGGUGGCGCUGUUGGAGUACUGUGUUAAUAUGGUGGACGCUAAUGGCAAUACUGCAAUGCAUUAUGCGGUCUCGCAUGGCAAUUUUGACGUAGUAUCCAUUCUACUCGAUUCAAAGGUUUGCAAUGUAAAUCAAAUGAAUAACGCUGGAUACACUUGUGUGAUGCUCGUCUCAUUGGCAAAGCUUAAAAACGCUGCGCAUCGCACAGUCGUACAACGACUGUUCCAGAUGGCCGAUGUCAAUAUACGAGCCAAAAAGCACUGCCAGACCGCAUUGAUACUGGCUGUUUCCCAUGGUAAUAAAGAGAUGGCAGAGCUGCUGUUGGCCGCCGGCGCAGACAUCAACAUACAGGACGAGGACGGCAGCACAGCGCUGAUGUGUGCCGCCGACAAUGGACGCACGGACCUGGUUAAGCAUUUGUUGUCACAGCCCGAUUGCGAUUCGCUUUUAGUGGAUGUGGAUGGCGCUACGGCUUUCAAAAUUGCCUGGCAGGCUGGACAUCGGGACCUUGGCUUGUUGUUGUACGUGCACGAGCAAAUGCUGCGUAGCAAGCAGCCCCAUCGCGGAGACGCCACGCGCGUUUCGCUGGAGUUGCCUCGUGGCUCGAAACCCACUUAGUAUGGGUUGGGGAGGCAGUAGUAAAAUUCCCCAAGCUAGAUAAUGUAUUCUGUUUUUGGUGAGAAGUGAUUUAAUGGAAUCGAAAAAGUAAAUUUUUAACUAAAUUAUUGAAAAACAUUGAAAACGAUGCCAGCCAAAAAAAUUAACGAACAAAUUAGACAGUUUUUUCUUAAAAUUAGUAGUUUUGCUAUUAGAGUGGCAGUACACUGUAUUUAAAAUAUAUCACUUAGCCGGACACUGCAGCGUGCUGGCGCCAAAUGAAAUUACUUAGUAGUACUUUAAGUUAAGUUUAAAAUUCUCGAAGAAUUGUGCGGGUUUUACUAGAGAUUUUAUAAAAGCUUUUGAAAAGACAGCAGCAUAUCAAUCGUUAAUGCCAAUUUUUGACGAGCACUCACUAACAUUCCACUCAAGUUUUAUAGCGAAAUUUGCAAAAGAAAAAAUAUUUUAAACUAAAGAAACGAAUUCGCGAAAACGAAAUUAAUGCCAAGCUAUUAUUGGAAUUAAAAAAGUAACGGAGAAUGCUAAUAUUUGAACAAAAGAAGGAAAAUAAUGGAAAAUACACAAAAUAAUUUAUAUAAUUUUUUCUUUAUAUUAACAAAAGGAAGCACGAAUCUUAAACAUAAAUAAAUUUAUAUCAACUUUUAAAUAACUAUGCAGCAGUUUAUUUAUUUAUAAUAUACCAUUUAAAAUAAGUUAAAAAUUAUUAAUUUAAUUUCUAUAAUUGAUUUCUUAACUUUUAAGCGACUCGUGUAAGUUUCUCAAAACUUCAAUAAAAUAUAACAUUUCUAUGCUUAUAAAUAAUUACAUUUGUUAAAAAGUUACACAAAAUAAUCUUAACGGUAAAUUCCACCAAAAGUUGUUAGCAAAAAGCUAAUACUUACAUAAUAGAAACAUUUUAAUUGCAAUUUAAUUGUAUAGAAAACUUCGAAAAACACAACACUUUUUAACAAUCGCUAUUUACAACGGCACAUGAGUCAAUUUUCAACAACAAAAAAGGAACAGAUCUAAAAAGCACAGAAAUAAAAGUAGCAACAGCUUUUCCUUUAAAACUGA
Molecule: messenger RNA, 7538 nt
Organism: Bactrocera oleae (olive fruit fly)
Lineage: Eukaryota; Metazoa; Arthropoda; Insecta; Diptera; Tephritidae
Source: RefSeq, a predicted model, not a curated record